AUGGCGCAUCAGUCCGAUGUUGCAGUCCACGGAAGGAAACGCCCCGCCGACGGGGAGCUUGAUGGUCAACCUCUAACGAAAAAGUUCGGUCAGCUACAGAUAGGGCCUCUUGCAACGCUUCAUCUGCUUAGUGGCCGGUCGGAGCAAGCUCGACGUCUACCAAAUACAUUACAAAGACACAACGACGCGAUGUUACUGGAUGACACAGCAACCACUCUUUAUAUCCAUGAUCUUGAGCAGGAAUUGGCAGAGGCUGAGGCUCUUGAGGGUGCUCUGACAAUCCUACCCGGGCUAGAAGGCAGGCUAUCAAUGACAAAAAUGCUGGUAGCAGAUAAUAGCAAAUCCCCGUGCAACGAGAUAGUUCUCUACAGGGAGCCUGAAUCGCUCUCAAUUCCAAAAGAUAAGGAUCAGGUGCGACGAGCUUUAAUAGAGACCAGAGAAAGAGCUAGGUCGGGUCUUCACAAGCUUCAAGGCGGUAUGCAGCAGAAAAAUGAUUCUGGAUAUACAUCCCAGAAUAAUGUUCGUGACAAGGACCAUGCGAACCACAGGGACGCUUGGAGCGAGGAUGUUAUGGAUAUUGAUGCAGAUGUGUAG
Molecule: messenger RNA, 594 nt
Organism: Aspergillus mulundensis
Lineage: Eukaryota; Fungi; Ascomycota; Eurotiomycetes; Eurotiales; Aspergillaceae
Exons: 2
Coding region: 1-594 (197 amino acids)
Source: RefSeq, a predicted model, not a curated record